AUCUCGGUUUCCCUUUCCAUUUUCUUCUAGUAAGUUCCACAUCGCCGGCGAAGAGGUCUGUUAAGUAUGGCGACGGCUGUGGUCCGACGGCUCUGCAAGGCGGUCGUCUGCAUUACCGCCGUGGUGCUCUACUCGUCGCCGGUAAUCUCUGGAGCCGUCAGUAAGCAAACUUUCGUGAAGAAGACCGUCGCCGCCCAUGAAAUCGUUAUUUUCUCCAAGUCCUACUGCCCGUAUUGUCGGCGGGCAAAGUCUGUUUUCAGUGAAUUGAAAAAGGCGCCAUAUGUCGUGGAGCUUGAUCAAAGAGAUGAUGGUGGGGAAAUCCAAGAUGCAUUGUCUACAAUUGUUGGAAGACGAACUGUCCCUCAAGUCUUCAUUAAUGGAAAGCAUUUGGGUGGCUCCGAUGACACAGUUGAAGCAUAUGAUAGUGGUAAGCUUGCAAAGAUUUUGGGUAUCACCAGCAAUAUCAAAAAUGAUGAUCUUUAAAAAGUAAAUACUCAUUUCCUUAUCAAAAUUAGAUGCGUUUUAUUGUUGUAACAAUUUUACCUGCUUCUUUUUCUUAUUUUUCAGAGUACUUAUUGCACUUGUGAA
Messenger RNA from Phalaenopsis equestris, 588 nucleotides. Its product is annotated as glutaredoxin-C8. The transcript has 5 exons. Bases 67 to 483 code for a protein of 138 amino acids. Gene Ontology annotation, cellular component: cytoplasm. The record is from RefSeq and is a predicted model, not a curated record. NCBI's taxonomy places the organism in Eukaryota, Viridiplantae, Streptophyta, Magnoliopsida, Asparagales, Orchidaceae. Gene Ontology annotation, molecular function: glutathione disulfide oxidoreductase activity. Gene Ontology annotation, biological process: cellular response to oxidative stress.